Molecule: messenger RNA, 1551 nt
Organism: Penicillium concentricum
Lineage: Eukaryota; Fungi; Ascomycota; Eurotiomycetes; Eurotiales; Aspergillaceae
Product: cytochrome P450
Exons: 4
Coding region: 1-1551 (516 amino acids)
Molecular function (GO): heme binding; oxidoreductase activity, acting on paired donors, with incorporation or reduction of molecular oxygen; monooxygenase activity
Source: RefSeq, a predicted model, not a curated record
AUGGCAACUACAGUAUUCUGCCUAUUUGUACUGGUAGCUACUGGUCUUUAUGGCUUGGGCCGAGUUGUGUACAAUGUUUUCUUCCACCCACUGCGAAAAUUCCCAGGGCCUUGGAUGGCCGGGGCUACGUCGAGUUGGAAAGCAUAUAAUGAAGUUAUCAGACAACAGUCGGCGGUUCAUGAGCUCUUUGGUCUCCAUAAAGAAUAUGGUGAUAUUGUCCGCGUUGCUCCGAACGAGCUCCAUUUCGGAACCCCCAGUGCGUUUCACGAUAUAUACCAUAGCAGCAAAAGGUGGGACAAGGACACGGGACUUUACCGAACCCCCGGGGUUUCAUCCGGAUCCUUCACAUUUUUGAAGUAUGCCCAGGCAAAGGAACGACGGGAGGUGAUUCUUCCCAUUUUCUCCAAGAAAGCCAUCAAUAGCCUUGAGCAUCUCGUCUGGCGAAAUGCAAAUCGCCUUGCAUCUUCCAUCGCCAAAGCCAAUGCAUCAAAAAGGUCUGUUGACCUACUCUACGCAUUCCGAUCCUAUACCCUCGACACCAUAAUGUGCUUCACAUUCGGCAACUGCAUAAACGCCCUCGAUGCACCGGCAUUCAGCGACCCUUUGAUUCUAGCCAUGGAUGCCAGCCUUCGUAUGCUGCCAUUCAUGAAGAACUUCCCUAUGAUCCGAGAUCUCAUCUUUGCCGUGCCACCGGCCCUGGUCAUGCGUCUCAUUCCCAACGCCCAGAAACUAGCACCACGCCUGUACCAGGUCCGGGAUCUGGUCCAGCAACAGCUUCAAGUCGUACUAAACUGCCCUUCAAAGCUUGAUGAUGUGCCCCACGAGACCCUCUUUCACCGCAUGCUUGACCCAGAAUCAUACCGGAGCAAGGAAGUCCUAAAUAUGACAGAGCUACACGACGAAGGGUUCACACUUAUCUUCGCAGGCUCCAACACAGUAGCUGACACAUUGCUUAUGGGUCAUUGGCACGCAAUGCAAAACCAGAACUUGCUAUCCCAACUGCGAAGCGAGAUCCUUAGUGUCUGGCCAGACAUCGAAAAACAGCCAUCCCUGACAGAUCUCGAGACCCUACCACUCCUCACAGCAACCAUCAAAGAAUCCCUCCGUUUUAUUCCGUCUGGAGUAUCGUUAACGCGCGUCGUACCUCCAGGGGGCGCUGCCAUAGCAGGACAGCAGAUCCCCGGCGGGACGGUGGUUGGGAUGGCUAUUUUACACGUGCACCAGAACGCCGAAGUGUGGGGUAAGGAUGCGCUUGUGUUCCGACCGGAACGGUGGCUGGAGAGCGCGGAGCAGGCAAGCUCUCAGAACGGGAAGAGUGAAUUGGAUCACUGGCUCGUUCCGUUUAGUCGGGGGCCGCGCAUGUGCUUUGGUAUGAACUUGGCUUGGGCGGAGAUGUAUAUCGCUUUUGCGACUAUGAUUAGGCGCUUUGAUUUGACUAUUAAUGGCACCACGGAGGAGGAUAUGAAAUGGCGGGAGUGUAUUGCGGCAUAUUAUCCUAACAGGCACUUGCAUGCGUGGUGCCGCCCGAUUGGGUCUGGGAAUAUGAAGUGA